CCCGGGGCUGGCCAGGCACCGGAGGAGCCACGCCCUGCGCGCCGAGCCGGUUUCGGGUGGGGUUCCCCGGUCCCGCGCCCUAAACGCCGCGCAGAAGCCUCGCCCCCGACAACGCCUCAAACGCUGCUUCGCGGCGGACUCCUCCCAGCCAGGACGGCUAUCGUGGUGCAGUCCUCGUCGUGUCCGGCUCGGCUCUCGGCGCUUCACUACCAGGGCGGCGGCGCGCUGGGCCUCCGGUGACUUCGCUCUGUUGGGCCUCCCGGCGCCGCCUCCGGGACCAUGCUGCGUUGGGUGCGGGGCUUCGUGCUGCCCGCGGCGGCCUGCCAGGACGCAGAGCCGCCGACGCGCUACGAGACCCUCUUCCAGAAGCUGGACCGCAACGGGGACGGGGUGGUGGACAUCAUCGAGCUGCAGCAGGGCCUCGAGAGCCUAGGCAUCCCCCUGGGCCAGGACGCCGAGGAGAAAAUUUUUACUACUGGAGAUAUCAACAAAGAUGGGAAGUUGGAUUUUGAAGAAUUUAUGAAGUACCUUAAAGACCAUGAGAAAAAAAUGAAAUUGGCAUUUAAGAGUUUGGACAAAAAUAAUGAUGGAAAGAUUGAUGCUUCAGAAAUUGUCCAGUCUCUCCAGAUACUGGGCCUAACUAUUUCUGAAAAACAAGCAGAGUUGAUUCUUCAAAGCAUUGAUGCUGAUGGGACAAUGACAGUGGACUGGAAUGAAUGGAGGGACUACUUCUUAUUUAAUCCUGUUACAGAUAUUGAGGAAAUUAUCCGUUUCUGGAAACAUUCUACUGGAAUUGACAUAGGGGAUAGUAUAGCUAUUCCAGAUGAAUUCACAGAAGAUGAAAAAAAAUCUGGACAGUGGUGGAGGCAGCUUUCAGCAGGGGGUAUCGCUGGUGCUGUCUCUCGAACCAGUACUGCCCCUUUGGAUCGUCUGAAAGUCAUGAUGCAGGUUCAUGGUUCGAAAUCAAAUAUGAACAUUGUUGGUGGCUUUCGGCAGAUGGUGAAAGAAGGGGGUAUCCGUUCCCUUUGGAGAGGAAAUGGUAUAAAUGUCAUUAAAAUUGCUCCAGAGACAGCUGUUAAGUUUUGGGCAUAUGAACAGUACAAGAAGUUGCUUACUGAGGAGGGACAAAAAGUAGGAACCUUUGAGAGAUUUAUUUCUGGUUCUAUGGCUGGAGCAACUGCACAGACUUUUAUAUAUCCCAUGGAAGUUAUAAAAACGAGGCUGGCUGUAGGCAAAACUGGACAAUACUCUGGAAUAUUUGAUUGUGCCAAGAAGAUUCUGAAACGUGAAGGCUUGGGAGCUUUUUACAAAGGCUACAUUCCCAAUUUACUAGGCAUCAUACCCUAUGCAGGCAUAGAUCUUGCUGUUUAUGAGCUCUUGAAGUCCCAUUGGCUAGAAAAUUUUGCAAAAGACACUGUGAACCCUGGAGUCGUGGUCUUGCUGGGAUGUGGUGCCUUAUCCAGCACCUGUGGUCAGCUGGCCAGCUACCCCUUGGCCUUGGUGAGAACUCGCAUGCAGGCUCAAGCCAUGGUAGAAGGAGCUCCACAGCUGAACAUGGUUGGCCUCUUUCGACGAAUACUUGCCAAAGAAGGACUAACAGGACUUUACAGGGGCAUCACCCCAAACUUCAUGAAGGUGCUCCCUGCUGUAGGCAUCAGUUACGUGGUCUAUGAAAAUAUGAAACAAACGUUGGGAGUAGCCCAGAAGUGACGUGUUGAAUUUUUUGCUUUAGCAUGAUUACUGACUUUCUCAACCAUCUCUGAGUGACUCUUACUCCUAGAAUUGCAACCAGCCCAUGGCAGAGGAAGCUGUAUUUCCUUUUUCCACAAAAGGGAAGAGCAUAUAAGUGAUCACUUCAUACAUUUCAGCUCAAUUUUAUACAUACAGAAAUGUCUAAAAUCAUAGUUUUUUUAUAAGUUCGUGAAAUUUUUUAAAGCCACAAAUUGUAUUUACCUUUCUUACUAGCCCUAUCCACAAAUCUCUGCCCUGAAUCCUAAUCUUAAAAAUGUGCUUGCUUGAACUAAAUUUGUUUUUGUGGUAGAAUUGGAGAUCAUUAAUCUUUAUCUUGGUUGGUCUAAGUGUAAUGCCAAUUCCUUUGUACUUAUAUGUCUUUUCCUUAAAAAAUAAAACAAUCGAAAAACCUUGA
Molecule: messenger RNA, 2146 nt
Organism: Choloepus didactylus (southern two-toed sloth)
Lineage: Eukaryota; Metazoa; Chordata; Mammalia; Pilosa; Megalonychidae
Product: calcium-binding mitochondrial carrier protein SCaMC-1
Exons: 10
Coding region: 280-1710 (476 amino acids)
Biological process (GO): transmembrane transport
Cellular component (GO): mitochondrial inner membrane
Molecular function (GO): ATP transmembrane transporter activity; calcium ion binding
Source: RefSeq, a predicted model, not a curated record